CCAGCCUGCUAACAUGGCGGCGGGCUCCGCAUCCUCCCUGGGUGGCGGCGCGUGGCCCGGCUCCGAGGCCGGGGACUUCUUGGCCCGCUAUCGGCAGGUGUCCCACAAGCUCAAGAAGCGAUUCCUGCGGAAGCCGAACGUGGCCGAGGCCGGGGAGCAGUUCGCGCAGCUGGCCCGUGAGCUGCGCGCCCAGGAGUGCCUGCCCUACGCCGCUUGGUGCCAGCUGGCCGUGGCGCGCUGCCACCAGGCGCUCUUCCACGGGCCCGGGGAAACGCUGGCCCUCACCGAGGCCGCCCGACUCUUCCUGCGGCAAGAGUGCGAAGCCCGCCAGCGCCUCGGCUGUCCGGACGCCUGUGGCGAGCCUCUGCAGGCGGCCGCCAGCGCCCUGGGCUCCGCCGUGCGCCUUCACCUCGAGCUGGGCCAGCCGGCCGCCGCCGCCGCCCUGUGCCUCGAGCUGGCUGCCGCCCUUCGCGCCCUGGGCCAGCCGGCCGCCGCCGCCGGUCACUUUCAGCGCGCUGCCCAGCUGCACCUGCCCCUGAUGCCGCUGGCCGCGCUGCAGGCGCUCGGCGACGCCGCCUCCUGCCAGCUGCUGGCGCGCGACUACACCGGCGCCCUGGCGCUCUUUACACGCAUGCAACGUCUGGCACGGGAGCAUGGCGGCCACCCGGUGCAGCACCCCGAGCCUCCUGGGCCCCAACCGCCCCCGUCGGGACCCCAGCCGAGACCUGGCUCGGCCCCGACCCUGCCCCUCCCGCUGCUCCCGGACCAAGCCCCAGGCUCUGCUGCGCCCUCUCCCCGCACACUGGGUGCCUUCGCAGACAUCCUUGUCAGGUGCGAGGUGUCCCGCGUGCUGCUGCUGCUGCUCCUGCAACCACCGCCCGCCAAGCUGCUGCCCGAGCAUGCCCAGACCCUGGAGAAGUACUCCUGGGAGGCUUUUGACAGCCACGGCCAGGAUAGCAGCGGCCACCUUCCCGAGGAACUGUUUCUGCUUUUGCAGUCCCUGGUCAUGGCUGCCCACGAAAAGGACAUAGAAGGCAUCAAGAAGCUGCAGGUGGAGAUGUGGCCGCUGCUGACUGCUGAGCAGAACCACCUCCUUCACCUUGUUCUGCAGGAAGCCAUCUCUCCCUCGGGCCAGGGGGUCUGAAAAGUCACCUGAACCAAGCAACCUUUCCUCCUGGUACCAACUUGUUUCAUCUUUGGGGACAGGUGAUGGAAGAUCUUGUGAUCUUGCUUCUGUGUUUUUCUCGAUUCUGUUGCCACCGUGGUAGUUUUAGCUGUGCUUGCCUAGCUUGUUACAUAAAUUAGUGCCUACCAGGUCCAUGCAUACUGCCUCAAACGAGGUAAAUUCAUCCCAUCCUUAAGGCUGCACGAGACUGCACUGUGUAACAAUCUGCUUUCUUUAUGUGCUGGUCAGUUGCUGGAUACUGUGUUGAUUCAUUUUCCUGGUUGUUCUAAGUAUAGUGACAAUAAACAUGGGAGGACAGGUGUUAAAACAACAACAAAAACAAGAGUCUGAUAUGGGGUAAAGACCUAGAAGAUCAGAGAACCAGGAGCAGCCGCCAGUUGCUUCCUUCCUUUCUCGGUCCUCAGUUGGAAAGGGCUGAGGUCCCAUCUCCACAGUGCUGGGAUUAAAGGCCUGUGCCACCACUUACUAGUGGCUAGCUCCACCCUCUGAUCUUGUCAGAACACAAACAAAAUAUCACACAACCAAAAUGGACUGAUUGUAUGUCCCUACCAAACCGCACGCCUAAGAUCCGAAUGUGGCUGGGUAUGUUAUUAUUUGCCUUUAAUCCUAGCACUGGAGAGGCACAAGGAGUACCUUUACUGUGAGGCUAGCCUGAUCUACAUAAGGAGUUCCAAGCAAGCCUGAACUACAUAGGGAGACCCUGUCUCAAAAACAAAGUAAAUUUCAUGUGUAUUUUCACCAAAACACCUUUUGCUUCGAGACAGCGUCUUACCGUGUGACUUAGGCUGUGUCGGAAUUCACUGUGUAUCCAGGCCGACCUCAAACUCAAGAUCCUACUGCUCACACCUCCAGAGGCCUGGGAAUGCAGCCGUGUGCUAGCAUGCACAGCCUUGCGGUUUACAACUUUGGCUACAUAGUGAGACCCUAUCUCGAAAAAUAUACGCUAUUUAUUUAUGUAUUUAUUUAUUUAUGGGUAGUGUGUGUGUGCACACGCACAUGCACACACUCAUGCCAUGGUGCCUGCCUGAAAGUCAGCGGACCACUUGCCAGAGUCGCUUCUCUCCUUCCACUGCAUGAGGCCUGGACAUCAAACUUAGAUAAUCAGGCUACACAGCCAGCUCAGAGUUUACCAUAACCUUUAUAAAAGUUCCCGGGCCUGGUAUUGGGAUGUAUUUGGCACAAUGCUUGCCCAGCAGGCACCAUUCCUAGCAACCAGAAAAACAAAACAAAUGACAACAAAACAGGUGUAGGGACACAUACCUGCAGUCCCAGCACUCAGUGGUUCAAAGGAUCAGAAACUCUGCACACAAAGGUUGAGGCUGCAGAAGGCCGUAUUUCAAAGAGAAAGGGCAUGGGUGAAAGGGGGGAGUUCCUGGGCAAUAAGUCUUCCAGAUCUUUAGGGUCAGUCCCAACAGGACUCAGUGGCAGGAUGACCGUCUGUGGGCUGUUUCGUCAGUAGUAAAUAGAUGGGACAAUCACUGUGGUCCAGCUGGCAGAACGAACAGAGAGCUCUCUGGUGAGUUUUCUUGGAGAGGGGUUACCAGGGCCCACUGGCUUGUCAAUGCCUUUUUUGAGUCUCAGCAUCUGUGAGGUUUUCUGGUUAUCAGUUUUUGGGACAGCAGGUGGCGAUGUUUAGCAAACUUGGGCACUGACAAGAAACCUGAAACUUUGAACUUGGGAAUUGGUCACCUAUAGCCUAGUAACCACCUUCAUGACCACAGCCAAAUACGGUUUGGGACAUUGUUGAAGACCAGCCUCAAUAUAACUCAUACUUUCUAGGGUAGGAGCGUGAGGAUUAGAAUUAUUAAGCAAAAGGAACACGGAAUAGCAUCGGGAGGGACAUUCAGUGAGCACUGAAUCCUGAACUCUUUAUUUUCCACAUGCUUAUAUACUUCAUUCCAAAAGGGGAGGGGGGAGGCAACAGACUUCAUUAAUGUGAUGUAAGGGAUAGACUUGAAUUUUCUGACCUUUAUAAAGCCCAAGUGGAGUGGAUCCAUCUCUACACCCCAAAGACUAAUUAACCACACCCUAGGUCAGGAUCUCCUGUUUGUAGCCACACCCGUUGUCAACAACUUUGAAAGAGCAAAAAUAAACUCAAACUCGCUGACCUCCAAUCAAGGUGGAACAGGCUCACAUCUGUGGAUCCCCACAAGACAUAAGACUUUUCUUCCUAUUUAAGUUUUUGGGAGCUCCUCGGUGGUUCCAGGAAAGAAGGCAGAUCAUGAGAGAGAGUGUGUGUGUAUACGUGCGUGUGUGCUCGUGCUCGCUGCAUGGAUUCACUUCCAAGUGCCUCCGGAAUGCUGUUCUGCCAAAGCCCUGGGUGGAGGCCACCUGAAGUCUUUCUGGAGCCAUGAAGAAAUUCAGAGGCAUCCCAAUGCUUGCUCUGCCCUCAGUAGCUCUGCACACAAGGCCUUCAGUUGUUCUGCCAGCUCCUCAUGGUACUGGGUUUGCCAGCUUUCCUCAGAAAGCAAAAUUUGAACCUAGCAGCCAAAUUUGAAUCCAGCACUUGGGAGGCAGAGAUAGGAGGAUCUCUGAGUUCCAGGCCAACCUGGUCUGCAGAGUGAAUUUCAGGACAUCCAGGGCUACACAGAGAAACCCUGUCUCAAAAAAAUGAGAGGGGGGGGGAAGAGAAAAGAAAGAAGCUGAAUUUGGGCUGGAGAGAGGCUUAGGAAGGCCCUGGAUUUCAUCCCCAAAACUGCCAUUAAAAAAAAAAAAGAACAGAAGAACUUGGAACUCUGUAGUAAAACACUGUCUUGGAUAGUUUUAUAUUUGUUAAAAGGAGUUAUUACUUUUAAAGCCCUUUGUGCAGAAGCACAGGGACAGCUGGCAAGAGUUGGUUUCGUUCUGACACCACAAAUCUCUCCAUCGUGUGGGUCCUGGGGACUGAACUCAGGUCUUUGGGCUUGGCAGCAAACAUGCUUACCUGCUGAACUACCUCACCAGCUCCUUGUAUUUUAAUUUUUACGUGUGUGUGUGUGUGUGUGUGUGUGUACCAGACGAGGGCAUUGGAUCCCCUGCAUAUGGGGUUAUAGAAGGAUAUGAGCUGCCAGUGUAUGCUGAGUCCUUUAUAACAGCAGCAAGUGCUCUUAACCACUGAGACAUAUCCCCAGCCCCACCUUAGACAUAUUUCAAAAUGAAAUCAUAUUUAUAUAUAUUUAAA
Molecule: messenger RNA, 4346 nt
Organism: Microtus oregoni (creeping vole)
Lineage: Eukaryota; Metazoa; Chordata; Mammalia; Rodentia; Cricetidae
Product: 40-kDa huntingtin-associated protein
Exons: 1
Coding region: 14-1144 (376 amino acids)
Biological process (GO): vesicle cytoskeletal trafficking
Cellular component (GO): early endosome
Molecular function (GO): protein binding
Source: RefSeq, a predicted model, not a curated record